Rosa chinensis is the source of this 1206-nucleotide messenger RNA. Its product is annotated as protein ALP1-like. The record is from RefSeq and is a predicted model, not a curated record. Lineage: Eukaryota; Viridiplantae; Streptophyta; Magnoliopsida; Rosales; Rosaceae. The transcript has 3 exons. Bases 1 to 1206 code for a protein of 401 amino acids.
AUGGCUCGUCUAAGUUUCUCCACAAAGAGAAGACUACUUGUCACCAUAAAUGCAUUGCUUGCCUACCUUCGAGUACUAUUUGCUGUAUGUGCUGCCGGUUAUGCCUAUGUCAACUUAGCUGUAAAGAAACACCAUCAACCAAGUCGACCCUUAGCCAUAAGAGUCUAUAAACAAGUAGAGUACUUGUAUACACUAGUUUAUUGGAGUGAUGCUAUAUGUAUCGACCAACUACGAAUGGAUAGACAAUCAUUUCAUAAGUUGUGUCAAAUUCUUAUCAAUAAAGGCCAAUUAAGAUCAACCCGAAAUGUGUCUAUAGAGGAGAUGGUAGCAAUGUUCUUAAAUAUUCUUGCACACCACAAGAAGAAUCGUAGCAUAGCCUUGUAUUUUACUAGGUCAGGGCGAACUGUUAGUAAAUACUUUCAUGAGUGUUUGAAAGCCAUGAUUCGAUGCCGAAAAGACUUCUGGAAAACACCUGAACCUGUACUUGAGGACUCAACAGACAAUAGGUGGAAAUGGUUUAAGAAUUGCUUAGGAGCAUUAGAUGGAACACAUAUUAGGGUGAAAGUGCCAGAACGAGACAAGCCAAGAUAUAGAACAAGGAAAUGUGAGAUAGCAACCAAUGUUUUAGGGGUUUGCUCUCAAGACUUGAUGUUUAUAUAUGUUUUACCGGGAUGGGAGGGUUCUGCACAUGAUGCUCGUGUUCUUAGAGAUGCUGUGAGUAGGAGAAAUGGAUUAAAAGUUCCUAAUGGUUGUUACUAUUUAGUAGACGCUGGCUACACCAAUGGAAAUGGCUUUCUUGCACCUUUUAGAGGACAGCGUUAUCAUCUAAAUGAUUGGAGAGAUGGAUACCGACCUGAGACGGCAGAGGAAUUCUUUAACAUGAAACAUUCAAGUGCUCGGAAUGUUAUUGAGAGGAGUUUUGGUUUACUGAAAAUGCGUUGGGCAAUUCUUAGGAGUCCAUCAUUUUAUGAUAUUACAACACAACGUCGUAUAAUAUCUGUGUGUUGCAUGCUCCAUAAUUUUAUUAGAAGAGAGAUGGCUAUAGAUCCUAUAGAAGAAGCAUUCGAUAAUCAGCCGGUAGCUGCAGUUGAGAACUUGGAAGAUGAUGACUAUGUUAAUAUAGUUGAGACCUCAAAUGAGUGGACAAUGUGGAGACAAAACCUUGCAAAUGAAAUGUGGGAUAUAUGGCGUGCAAAUAGGACAUAA